AUGGAUCCAGAAUCCGACGGCCCGUGCUACACCUGUCGGAAUCGUCGCAUCCAAUGUGACCAGACCGGGGUGCCGUGCGCCAAAUGUCAGAAGGCUGGCCUGGAAUGUCUCGACAAACGGCCAUUCCGAUGGGUAAAAGGCGUGGCUAUCCGCGGGCGAAUGCAGGGCCGAUCGUACGACGCCAACAAAGCUGCGGAAGCCACUGCUGGCGGGAAACGGGUGGUGAUGAAAUCUAAUGCCACUCGGAGAGGCCCCGGAAAGCGGAAGGUCUACUAUACUAUCUUCGAUACGACAACUUUACCUAUUGUUCUACACGACCCUUCAACUUCACACUUGGAUCGAAAAUCCCAGUACUAUAUUGACUAUUUUAAUGACCGAAUAUGCAAACUUUUUAUCGUAUACGACAGCAACCGGAACCCAUUUAGGAGUCUGAUUCCAAUGGGAUAUCAAGACCCGGUUUUAAUGAAGGCGCUUCUUGCGCUUGCGGCCCGUCACCAUGUCAACACCGGUCAUUCAUUCCAUCAAACUGAAUUACCGGCAUCUUCUUCAUUGCAGCUUGCCAAUGCGAACCAGGAUGCCCUCUCCUUUAAACAUCAAGCGAUGGAGGCAUUAUCACACUCUCUGCGUGAUGCACAGUUGAGCAAAAAGGACACUACUGUUGCCAGCAUCUUCCUCUUGAUCUUUCUAGAUCUUCUCGAAUCGGGCAGUGAUGGCUGGAACUUUCAUCUACAGGGGGCGAAAAACUUAAUCGCAUCUACUUUCUCGCAUCCUGAAUCGGAGGAGGGUAUUAAUCAGGGGCCUGGACGAACACUCGAAGAAAUUCGAGGCUUCAUCAUCAAACAAAUUUACUUCAUUGAGACGCUUGGAGGGGCAUUCUUGCGCCCUAAAUUGUUAUCUCAUAUCUCAUCCUUCGACCACCAAAAAGAGCAAUACGAAGAGGCUAUUGAAGCCUCUUUCCUCGGAUGCCCCGAGUAUAUACUGACUGUAAUUCAACAGCUUUCAGUGCAAAGGGACAGCCUAGCCGAAGCUCAAAGGCCACUUGAUGAGGUCUCCGCCAAUACCUACCUGAAGGACACAGCAUCUUUAAUCGAAACUAUCAGGAGUUUUGACAGCUACGCCUGGGCUAAAAGUCUCCAGCGAUCCAGGAAUUCUUCAUCCCAAGAGAUCAUAGGGUUAUGUAACUUAUCUGAAGCAUACAAGCUUGGUGCUCUACUUUACGCAGGACGCAUCGUGGAUGCUCUGACUGAAAGGUCGAUCGAACAAAACCAUCUGGUUACAGAGCUCCUCGGCGUGACAGAGUCUCUGAAAGACAACCUCGAAAUCUUCAAAUGCAUUUUAUGGCCAAUGUUUGUCGCUGGUCUGGAGUGCCAAUGGCAGGCCCAAAGAGACUUUCUCAUCAGCUGUAUUGAGAAAUUCUGGGAUAUCACCAACUGUUUGAACGCGGUCAAUGCCGCAAAGACGCUGCAGGAAUACUGGCAGAAGGAAUCUUCAACAAAAGAAGAACGGUCGCAAUGGAUAUUUAGCAUGGGAAGUUUGGGCCGGGACUGGCUUUGGCUUUAG
Messenger RNA from Penicillium manginii, 1560 nucleotides. RefSeq names its product Zn(II)2Cys6 transcription factor. Bases 1 to 1560 code for a protein of 519 amino acids. Gene Ontology annotation, biological process: positive regulation of transcription by RNA polymerase II. Gene Ontology annotation, cellular component: nucleus. Gene Ontology annotation, molecular function: DNA-binding transcription factor activity, RNA polymerase II-specific; zinc ion binding; transcription cis-regulatory region binding. NCBI's taxonomy places the organism in Eukaryota, Fungi, Ascomycota, Eurotiomycetes, Eurotiales, Aspergillaceae. The transcript is spliced from 4 exons. The record is from RefSeq and is a predicted model, not a curated record.